GUUGUAGGUUUAAUGUUUGAAUAAAACAAUUUUUAACUGAUGCAGGAAAAGGGGGAAUUGCAUCUGGAGUAAUAGUUGCCAUAGUUGUUCCUAUUGCUGUUUCAGUUCUACUGUUUAUUUUUUGUUUCUGUUGGCUAAGAAGAAGAGCUUCGCAAAAAUUCAAUGUUGCACAAGAUAUGACAGAUGGAAAUGAAAUUUCAACUGCUGAAUCACUGCAAUAUCAGUUGACCUCUAUUCAAGUUGCGACGACUAACUUCUCAGCUGACAACGAAAUUGGUGAAGGUGGAUUUGGUGUUGUCUACAAGGGUAUACUUCCUAAUGGACAAGAGAUAGCUGUGAAGAGGCUAUCGAGAAAUUCAGGGCAAGGUGCACAAGAAUUUAAGAAUGAGAUCGUAUUGAUCGCGAAGCUUCAACAUAGAAAUUUAGUGAGACUAUUGGGAUAUUGCUUUGAAGGAGAGGAAAAGCUACUUGUCUAUGAAUUUGUCCCCAACAAAAGCCUUGACUAUUUCUUAUUUGAUCCUGAAAAGCAGCAGCUACUGAAUUGGUCUCGACGUUACAAGAUUAUAGGAGGGAUUGCACGUGGACUACUUUACCUUCAUGAGGAUUCGCGUCUAAGAGUUAUACACCGUGAUCUCAAAGCAAGCAAUAUACUGUUAGACGCCGAUAUGAAUCCCAAAAUAUCAGAUUUUGGAAUGGCGAGAAUAUUUGAAAUUGAUCAAAGUGAAGAAAUAACAAACAGGAUUGUUGGGACAUACGGUUACAUGUCGCCGGAGUAUGCUAUGCAUGGACAAUACUCUGUUAAAUCUGAUGUUUUCAGCUUUGGUGUUCUACUUUUGGAGAUCAUAAGUGGAAAGAAGAAUAGCUCAUUUUACCAAUCAGAUGGAGCUGAAGAUCUUCUUAGCUAUGUUUGGAAGAAUUGGAGGGACGGCACACCAUUGAAUAUAAUGGAUCCAACAUUUGGAGAUUCAUACUCAAGAAAUGAAGUGAUACAAUGUAUACAUAUUGGAUUGCUAUGUGUUCAAGAUGAUGUUAAUCAAAGACCUACAAUGGAAUCUGUGGUGCUCAUGCUUAAUAGUUACUCUGUUACCAAGCCGGCGCCUCAGCAACCUGCAUUCUUUUUUCGUAGUCGAACAGAGAUGCUACCAAAAGGGCUAGAAUCAGAUCAAUAUUCUACAAGCAACUCGAUACCAUUAUUGUCUGAGAAUGAAGUAUCCAUUACAGAACUGCAUCCAAGAUAGACGCGUACGAUGAUGGAGCUUAAGUAUGCCAUCUAUUGUGAAACACUUACAAUCUGUUACAGGUCAACUUAACCUGAUGGUGUAAGAAGUUUAUAUAUUGUGUUAAAUCUAUAUCUAAUAGGAAUGAAUAAGGUGAUUGUGUGAGACUAAGAGGGUAAAUUAUAUUGCUAUAAGGCAUUUUUCAUGAUAUGCUAUUUUUAUUUACUAAGUAUUUCAUUCAGCAGAAA
Nicotiana tabacum (common tobacco) is the source of this 1465-nucleotide messenger RNA. NCBI's taxonomy places the organism in Eukaryota, Viridiplantae, Streptophyta, Magnoliopsida, Solanales, Solanaceae. The record is from RefSeq and is a predicted model, not a curated record.